Alexandromys fortis (reed vole) is the source of this 3217-nucleotide messenger RNA. RefSeq names its product family with sequence similarity 133 member A (gene Fam133a). NCBI's taxonomy places the organism in Eukaryota, Metazoa, Chordata, Mammalia, Rodentia, Cricetidae. The coding region runs from base 279 to 1028 and encodes 249 amino acids. The record is from RefSeq and is a predicted model, not a curated record. The transcript has 4 exons.
AGAAAACAUUCCUAGGAUUGGAAUGGCUGGAUCAAAUGUAUCCUAGACAGAAUUCUUCCAAGAUGCUGUGCAUGUGCAGACCUUCCCUACUCAUUGGCAGAAAACCUGAAAAAGAAUUUAAAAGGAGUAAUCUGGAGAGGUGAAAGAAGUGUGAACAAUCCAGAUUCCAAAUUAGAAUGGAGACUCCUCGGUAAAGUAGCAGAUGAAGAACUUGAGAAGUGGGCCUAACAUUCUCCUCUUUGCCAACUGAUAGUCUGCUCUGAGAACCACCUGGUGCCAUGGGGAAACGUGAUAAUCGAGUGGCAUAUAUGAAUCCUAUAGCAAUGGCCAGGUGGAGGGGCACAAGUCAAUCUGCAGGCCCAACUAUACAAGAUUAUCUGAAUCGACCAAGACCCACCUGGGAAGAAGUAAAGAAACAAUUAGAGAAUAAAAAGAAAGGCUCCAAGGCAUUGGCUGAAUUUGAAGAAAAAAUGAAUCAGAAUUGGAAGAAAGAACUUGAAAAAAGCCGAGAGAAAGUAUUAGGUGGAAAUGUCAGUUCAUCCAAAAGAAAAGAAAGAAAGAAAAAGAAAAAGAAAAAAUCUUAUCGGUAUACCUCCUCUUCAUCAAGCUCCAAUUCAUCAAGCAGUUCUUCAGAUUCUGAGGAUGAGCCAAAGAAACAAGGUAAAAAGAGAAAGAGAAAGAAGAACCAUUCCCACAAAUCAUCAGAAAGCUCCACUUCUGAAUCAGAAUCUCCAAGCAAGGAACUUCCCCUAAAGAAGAAAAAGACAAAGGAUGAAACGGAAAAAGAAAAAUAUACCAAAAGCUACAGCAAAAAAAGAAAGAAGGCUUGUCCUGAAGAAGAGCCAUCCUCUUCAGAAUCUUCAUUCGAAUCAGAUUAUGAAGAGGAGAUGCAGGCAAAAAAGAAAAGAAAACAUGAUGAGCAAGAAAGAAAAAUGGAAAAGAUAAAGAAGAAAAAAAAGAAACAUCACAAGAAACACAGUAAGAAGAGGAAGAAGAAGAAGUCUAGUUCAAGUCACAAAUCAGUGUAACAUAAAGGAAAACCAAAUAGGCUUUCCGUAUUUAAAAUGAAACAAAAUCUAAAGAAACUUCAACUGUGAAAAUCUAGGUCAUAUUUACCAAAAUGCAUGAGAUUUCCUGUGUUAAUAGAGUUUUUCUGGACUUUAAAUUGCCAGUAAAUUGCCACUGUGCCAGAAAAGGUAUUUGUUGCUUGCAGCUUCUAUAUAGGGUUUUGUUUGUUUAAUGUCUUUCUUUAUGUCUAAUAGUUACUCCUCUGGGAACCAAAACUCAGUUGUCUUACUAGUAUUAAAAUAAAAUGUUUGGAGUUCAAUUAAUAUAUUUUCAAUAAUGAAUAAUUUUAACCAAAAACAUAUCUAGUGUUAAACAUGUAAUUUUUGCAUAUCUUUAAUGUACAGUCAAAUAUAUGUAUUUUUUUCAGAUGUAUGUAAUUUUUGCCUAUCUUUAAAGUACAGAAACAUUCUGACAAUUAGAAUGGACAUUUUGAAGAUAAAACAGCAUUGUUGUUCAAAAUUUAAUUUUGUAGAUAUGUUUGGUUGAUGUUUAUUUUUUUCCAAGAAGUUUUUGUUUACAUUGGGGAAGGGCUCUCAUCAGGGAGUGGGAGGGGGUUUGUUUGCUACUCUAGCUAGCUGAAAAGUGUGCCUUUAAUCCUUACACAUCCUAUUUUUGCCAGUGCAGCAGCCAUUUAUUUCUUACACACUGAAACUAUAGAAUGUUGUUGUGUACUGUAUCAAGACAACAAGAAAACAGUUUACAACAUAAAGUCCCCAAAGCUAUGACAUUUACCUCCUCUUUAGCAUUAUUCAUUUUUUAGUACUAAAUGCUAUUUCACAUUAGAAUACUAAAUGAUUUUAAUUAACUGUUAUUUUUUUUGAAGGAGGAUAAUUGCAAACUGUCUUCGGUUUUGUUUCUUUGUUUUUAUUAAUAAACAUUAUGAUGUUUUACAUACUUCAUUCUGCCAUUAUAAUUAUCCAGUGGUAUUCUUUAUGACAAGUGGUGAUCUUUUUAAAUAUAAUUCAUGGUUAUGAUAUAAAGUUCAAACUUUUCAUUUCUUAAAUUUUGGAUAUUACUUUUAUCUCAUUGGUCUGCUUAAAUUGCACAUGUGCCAGAAUAUUUAGUAUGUAAAUAGAAGGUUUUUAAGAAAUUGUAAUGCCUUCAUAUUGAAGCCGGUUUGCUAUAAGCAAGUUGAGUGCCAGAUUUCUAGUAUGCUGUGUGUUGUGUUACAUAAACAACUGCUAAAAUAUUUGUAUGUAUGUUCAUUAAAUGUUUCUUAUCCUAAGCAUUAGUACUGAAGUGUAAUAGAAGUUAAAUUUCUGUAAUGAUGAUAUCAUUUAUCUUUUUGUGCCUAUAUAUUACUAAGGAUCUGGUGCCUUGUGACUGUUGCUGAGUCAUGUUCACCACUAAUGUUAAAAAUGUGUUAAAAUAUAUUUACUUUACAUUCUAUAUCACAGUAGUGUAAAUUAUAAGUUUAUGUUUCAACAACACUUAUUACAGAAGUUACACUAAUAAUGUCAUGGUACAAGUAUUUUGGCAUGAUGAGAGAGGCUCAUUUUUUUUUUUAUUUCAAAUAGGUGACUGAAUCUCAGAUUCUUUGAAUCAAAAGAAACAUUGUAGAAAACAUCUAGUAAAUAAAUAAUUUGUCACCUCUGCAGAAUGUUGCAGUGGUAAUAUUGGACUCUCUCAAUUUCUUCUUGGAGUAUUGUGUGGUAAUGCCAUGUUAAAUCAUCUUCGAGUUUCAUAAAUACAACUGUUUCUUAAAAUAUAUCUAUAUGUAUAUUGCUUAUAAAAUUAUUGCAUUUAAAGUGUAUUUUGUAUCCAUAUAUAGUUUUUUUCAAGGGUAUUCAGUAAAUGUUUUUAAAGUUAUAUUAUUUGUAGAAUAUGGCAAAAACAUUUAUAGUUUAUCCUAUAGCUCUGUGCUCACAUUCACUUCCCAGGUCUCUGUAGUUAGGAGAUCCCAUCUGACUGCUUACAAUAGAGAAAUUGAGAACAGAAGUGAUGUGUUAAUUCCAUCCUUGAGCAGAAAGAAUUCUAACAUAAUACUUCAGCUGUUUCUUGAACUUCCACCAUAACUAAAAGUAAAGGCCAACUUCCAAGAAGGAUUCAAGCUGUACCUUUAUGUCACACUUUAGAAGGAUUUUGUCCUAGAAAACUGAUGAACUUGCAAUGGACUUUUUGAGAGUAAUAAAUAAAUUAUGUGUUCAGU